AUGAAGAUGCUCCAAGAUCUAGAGGACGCAAAGGCCAAGAGGAAGAGUCUCAAACCUCAGGUGGAGAAACGCAGACGGGAGAGAAUUAACCGCAGCCUGGAGAACCUGAAGACUCUUCUGCUCCAGCAGCAGGAGCAGCCUCGGCGCAGAGUGGAGAAAGCUGAGAUCCUGGAGCACACUGUCCUCUUCCUCCAGAACACUGUCCAGGCAGACAAGGCGAGAGCUGGGGGUGGAGGUCAGAAACACUCCUUUCAAGACGGUUUCUCCACCUGCCUGCAGAGAGCUACUCAGUUCCUGGGGCCUCAAGGGAAAGGCCUGUGGCUCGGAGGAGCGCUGGACGCAUCGUUCGCCUCUCGCUUCUCCCGUGCAGACGCUGCAUCUGCAGGCAGAAGAGCUGAAGCCCCUCAGUCCUCCUCCAGCUCUUUGCUUCUCAAGAUGUAUCAGUUCUAA
Messenger RNA from Stegastes partitus (bicolor damselfish), 450 nucleotides. Its product is annotated as transcription factor HES-5-like. Gene Ontology annotation, molecular function: protein dimerization activity. Bases 1 to 450 code for a protein of 149 amino acids. The transcript has 4 exons. Lineage: Eukaryota; Metazoa; Chordata; Actinopteri; Pomacentridae. The record is from RefSeq and is a predicted model, not a curated record.